Messenger RNA from Pteronotus mesoamericanus, 2321 nucleotides. RefSeq names its product derlin 2 (gene DERL2). Gene Ontology annotation, cellular component: Hrd1p ubiquitin ligase ERAD-L complex; endoplasmic reticulum membrane. The record is from RefSeq and is a predicted model, not a curated record. Gene Ontology annotation, molecular function: ubiquitin-specific protease binding; misfolded protein binding. NCBI's taxonomy places the organism in Eukaryota, Metazoa, Chordata, Mammalia, Chiroptera, Mormoopidae. Gene Ontology annotation, biological process: endoplasmic reticulum unfolded protein response. The transcript is spliced from 7 exons. The coding region runs from base 33 to 752 and encodes 239 amino acids.
GUGGGGCGAAGGGGCUGGCCGCGAAGGGGAAGAUGGCGUACCAGAGCCUCAGGCUGGAGUACCUGCAGAUCCCACCGGUUAGCCGCGCUUACACCACUGCCUGCGUCCUCACCACCGCCGCAGUGCAGCUGGAAUUGAUCACACCUUUUCAGCUGUACUUCAAUCCUGAAUUAAUCUUUAAACACUUCCAAAUAUGGAGGCUAAUCACCAAUUUCUUAUUUUUUGGGCCAGUUGGAUUCAAUUUUUUAUUUAACAUGAUUUUUCUAUAUCGUUACUGUCGAAUGCUAGAAGAAGGCUCUUUCCGAGGUCGGACAGCAGACUUUGUAUUUAUGUUUCUUUUUGGUGGAUUCUUAAUGACUAUUUUUGGUUUGUUUGUGAGCUUAGUUUUCUUGGGCCAGGCCUUUACAAUAAUGCUUGUCUACGUGUGGAGCCGAAGGAACCCGUAUGUCCGCAUGAACUUCUUCGGCCUUCUCAAUUUCCAGGCCCCCUUUUUACCCUGGGUGCUCAUGGGCUUUUCUUUAUUGUUGGGGAACUCAAUCAUUGUGGACCUCUUAGGUAUUGCAGUGGGACACAUAUAUUUUUUCUUGGAAGAUGUAUUUCCCAAUCAGCCUGGUGGAAUAAGAAUUCUGAAAACACCAUCUAUUUUGAAGGCUAUUUUUGAUACACCAGAUGAGGAUCCAAAUUAUAAUCCACUGCCAGAAGAGCGGCCAGGAGGCUUCGCCUGGGGUGAGGGCCAGCGCCUCGGCGGGUAAAGCGGCAGUGCCAAUAAUGGACCCAGCUGGGAAGGACUAAGUGAAUCAUCCAUUGGGAUUCUUCUAUCCUUUGUGUUGCAAAAGUGUGGACACUUUUGACAGCUUGACAGAUUUUAACUCCAGAAGCACUUUAUGAAAUGGUACACUAAUCCAGAAGACAUUUCAAGCAGUUUGCCAGUGAUUCCUCACUGCUCUGGUACUGAAAGUGUAAUCUCUUGGAGCCAAAAAACUGGAGAAGCAAACACCCCGCCACCUCUAGUGCACAAGUACAUGAGUACUUGAGCUCUGUGGUGUAAGGCAGAGCUUUUUUCCUCCUCCUCUUCUGUGAUAGACGAGGCCAUGGUGUAAAUGGAAGUUUCAGGGAGGACAAAAUAAAACUGAAUUCCAUCUCUCUCUCACUGAAUUAGAGCUUUUGUGUGUGAUCUUUUAAACGGUGAUACUGUAUUCCAGCUCUCCUGCAUAGGUGUGAACUUGGAGCAGUUUCCAGGCCCACGCUUCCUGUGUCUCCACAGCUUUCAACGGGAUUCCAUUUCAAGACUGGAAACGUGGCUAUAAUAUGCACAUCUUACUAAUUCAGAAUGCCAGCUCCAGUAGGAAGAAUUGUUUCUGUUGUCCAGAUAGUUUAUUCUCAUUGGGGUUUUACAAAACUUCAAGUUGUCAGACCACGUGGAAAAAAGGGGUUCGGGGCAGGGUGGUUCUUCCAAGCAGCAGGAAUUCAGCUCCAGGAGAGCCCAGCUACAGGCAGAAAGUUAGUGUGACAUCUGACUCCCUACGCCUGCAUUUCUCCAUUGAGAACUCCAGAGGAAGACAGAGGCCGCCUUCUUGUGAAGCAACAGAAAGAUCUUUAGACCUAGAAAACAAGUUAGAAUGUUGACUUCGGAGCCAGAUAAGCAGGUAGCAGUUAGGCAGGGUUACAUUUCUCCUGGGACUUUGGCUGAUUAACAUUUGUCAUUUGCUUCGUGAAAAGCCAAGAAGCUUUUCAGAGCCAAGUACCUGGUUUACCUUCCCAAUCAGGUAGAAAUUAGAUGGGUUCUGCAGAAAUAAGAACUUAAUGCCUGUGGUUCAAUCCUUAUCCAAAGUAGUAACUUGAGUGGGUCUCAGCAGGUUGGUGUUCAUGUUGCCUAAGUCAUUCCGGGAGCCCAGAGGACUAAAAUGGACACCCUCAGAAAAGAGAUUAUUUGAAAUAGUUUUGAUAAACAGCAUGUAGGCACAAGACUAUUUCCUAAGUAGUUGCAGACUUGAAGUGGUAGAAUAUGAGAUUUCCCUCAGAAAUGAAGGUUUAGAUUAAACACAAUAAACAUCCUAAAUGGGAAUUUUCAUAGUGUUUGUGAAGUGAAUAGUAUUUUAACAUCUGUCAAUGGAAUAUGCAUAAGGAAUGGAAUUUAACAUGCUGCUAGUUGGUAAUUUUGAAUAUGAUUGUUGCAAUUUUAUAGAAUAUGGGUUAAUGGGACUGCUUUUUUUCCUGAGUGGUUUAAAAACUUUAAAUGCCAAUCUUGGAAUACAUAAUCCUUAUGGGAUUCUUAAAUUGUCAUGUCUUUGUUCAAGAAAGCUUGAAUUUAAUUAGAAAGG